This is a messenger RNA of Erigeron canadensis, 1192 nucleotides long. RefSeq names its product clathrin light chain 1-like. Gene Ontology annotation, cellular component: clathrin coat of trans-Golgi network vesicle; plasma membrane; clathrin coat of coated pit. Gene Ontology annotation, molecular function: structural molecule activity; clathrin heavy chain binding. Bases 135 to 956 code for a protein of 273 amino acids. Gene Ontology annotation, biological process: intracellular protein transport; clathrin-dependent endocytosis; clathrin coat assembly. The transcript has 3 exons. NCBI's taxonomy places the organism in Eukaryota, Viridiplantae, Streptophyta, Magnoliopsida, Asterales, Asteraceae. The record is from RefSeq and is a predicted model, not a curated record.
GAAAUGUGAAUACGAAAUUGCGAAUAGUCUAUAAACACAAAAACAAGAAGCAAACAGCAAAUCAACAUUCUAUCAAUCCUUCAUACCCACCACCCCGAUCGACUAAUCAAAUAUCCAUCCAUCCAUCUUUCAUAAUGUCCGGCCAAUUCGACGAAUCAUACUUCACAACACCCACCGCCGGCGACCAACCCGUUUCAGAUCCAUUCGGAUUCACUGAUCCGGAUCCUAACUUCUCUUCUAUUCCCAACGGUAAUGGUAAUCACGUCGAACAAGAUGUUGAUGGGCUUUUCACAUCGGAUGGACCUCUCCUUCCUCCUCCUAAUGAAAUGCAGCGUGACGAGGGUUUCCCUCUUCGCGAAUGGCGCCGAAUAAAUGCAAUUCGCUUGGAAGAAAAGGAAAACCAGGAGAAGGAAUUAAGAAAUCAGAUUAUCGAAGAAAGUGAAGUUUACAAACGAGCUUUCCAUGAGAAAAGACUCCAGAAUGUUGAAACAAAUAAGCUCACUAAUAGAGAAGGAGAAAAGAUGUACGUAGCGAAGCAAGAAAAGUUCCACAAAGAAGCAGAUAAACAGUACUGGAAAGCAAUAGCAGAGCUGGUUCCUCGUGAAGUCGCCAACAUUGAGAAGCGAGGCAAGAAGGAUAAGGACAAGAAACCAUCUAUUGAAGUCAUUCAGGGACCCAAGCCCGGAAAACCAACUGAUCUCUCUAGGUUGCGACAGAUUCUGGUGAAGCUGAAGCAAACACCUCCAGUGCACAUGGUUCCUCCACCACCUCCUGCCAAGGAUGCGACGAAAGAUGAUAAGAAAGUUUCUAAAGAUGGAAAGGAUGCGACAACACCAAUACCUGAUGCAGCUGUAUCUGCUAAAGAUGAUGCCGCCAGUGGAACUGUUGAAGUUUCCGCUGCGCCAGUUGACCAACCUGCCAUGGUGGCUGAAGCAGUUGCAGUUGCGGCCACCUAAUGUCUUAUUGUUAUAAGAUCCCGGGUUUUUGGUGGUGUGAAUGAUUGUAUAAUUUUCUUGUGAUGCUUGGUGAGUUUACAUAAAUGGUAUUAGCUGUGCUGGCGGGACAUUUUUCAUUGUGUUGUCUAAGAGUUGUUUUCAUUAUUAUGGUUUAAAAAGCUGAUUCAAUUAUUGUUUCUGUGUAUGACAAAUUUGCUUCAAAUAUAGAAAGGAAUUCUUUUCGCAUUUUAGUUCAA